GUCUUCGUUUCGACUUUCGGCGAGGAAGGUGAGCAAUGGGAUCUCUUCCGAGUCAUCGACGGUGACUUUCCCGAUGAGAAAGAUUUAGACAAGUACGACGGUUUCGUCAUCAGUGGUAGUCCACACGAUGCUUUCGCUGACGCCGAUUGGAUUGUUAAGCUUUGCAAUGUUGUUCAGAAACUUGAUGAGUUGAAGAAGAAGGUUCUCGGCAUCUGCUUCGGCCACCAGAUCAUUACUAGAGUGAAAGGUGGGAAAAUAGGAAGGGCUGUUAAAGGUGCAGAUAUGGGGCUUAGAAGGAUUAGUAUAGCUAAGGACAAUGAAAAGCUACGAGGUCACUUUGAUGGUGAGGUCCCUGGAUCUUUAGCUAUUAUAAAGUGUCAUCAGGAUGAAGUCUUGGAGCUUCCUGAGUCUGCUACAGUUCUUGCUUCUUCUGAGAUUUGCGAGGUUGAGAUGUUUUCUAUUGGAGACCACUUGCUUUGUAUCCAAGGGCAUCCUGAGUAUAACAAAGAGAUUUUGUUUGAGAUUGUGGACCGUGUCCUUAAGAUGAAGCUUAUGGAGCAAGAGUUUGCGGAUAAGGCAAAGAGUACAAUGGAUACUGCACAACCAGAUAGGGAUCUAUGGCAGAAGCUCUGCAAAACCUUUCUCAAAGGUCGAUCCGAGCAAGUUUAAUUUGUUAUCAAAUUUGCUAUCUACCAAACUAUGUCAUUUCUCGAUGAUCCUACCAUUUCCUUUGUAUUUUAUCUUCAUCAGACAGAAAGAGACGCAUAUAACAAUCACUGUACUUUAUAUUACCACCUUUUAUCUUAAAUCUUACUGUUGCAGCACAAAUCAAACAAUAAAAUUCAGUCUGAGUUAUACAA
Camelina sativa (false flax) is the source of this 860-nucleotide messenger RNA. RefSeq names its product gamma-glutamyl peptidase 3. Gene Ontology annotation, cellular component: cytosol. The record is from RefSeq and is a predicted model, not a curated record. Lineage: Eukaryota; Viridiplantae; Streptophyta; Magnoliopsida; Brassicales; Brassicaceae.